UUUGUUACAGAACAUGUCAGCCGGAGCUGUUCGUGCCCCACUUGUUAUCCCCUUGAGAAACCCAGAUUCAGGCCUUUUCAAAUCAUAUCUGGAUACAAAUACAUAUUUGGAUCUUACUUGCGAUACGCCAGAUGUAGCUAUUUACUUUACGAUUAAUGGAAAUAGACCGACAGUUGCGAAAAGUAGGAAAGAACUUCAAAAUAGCGGAACAUAUAAAUUUCAGAAGCCUUUUACUUUACCACCUGGGUGUCAUACCUUACGAGCAGUAGCUGUUUCUUUGGACAAUGGCAAUGAAAGCAGCGUAGUUACAAAGACGUUCGAUGUGGUUAAAGUCAAAAGUUCUCAUGGUAGAGAAAAACCUAACUCUACGGAUGAUUAUGCCUUUCUCAAUGAACUAAAGUUUAUCGAUUCCAAACGUCAAAGACAACUGUCAGAAGCUGAUCGUUCUGAUACUCAUGAUUCUAUUCAUCGUCUAUCGGAGAAAAGUAGUGAAGGCGUCCGAAAAUUUUCUUCAGAAAAAAAUUGCAGUCACAUCUUCAAGCAGUCUACUAAAGAUCAAGAAAACCAGGUUAUUUUGAAAUGUGAGCCUGUACUAUCAGCACAGAGUCAGGAUAAUAAUAGACCAGUAAAAUCGUCAUUAACUCAUGAAUACCCUGAUCUUUCAUCGCAUAUGAUUAAUAAACUUCAGCAGAAGACUGACAUUUUACGAUGCCCCAACUGUCAUCAUCCAAGACCAGUGAGUAGAAAACAAAACUUUUGCUUUCAUUGCGGUAUAAAUCUACCUAUACUAUCAUCUCCAAAAUAUGGUUCUUCUGCUUUAGAGAAUAUUGGUGUGUGCCCGUAUUGUAAAGCGCAUAUACCAUUAAAUUUAACUAGUUGUUUAGUUUGUGAAAGCCCACUACAAAUACAAAAGUAUGGACAAUAUCCUAAAGAAUCUCGUUUGUGUACAACAUGUAAAACAAUUAAUCCUACUGAUGCAAAAAGUUGUAUAAUUUGUGAAUCCAGAUUACCAACAGGAGCAACUAAUGUCAUUCUUUCACGUUUCGAGCCUACAUAUGAUUCUCGUCCUCCGCUACCUUAUCCAGAAGUCUGCAAAAGUGUACGUUUUUCUUCUUGUCCUUAUUGCCAUCGUGAAAAUAAUCUUGAUGCUCGAUAUUGUGAUUGGUGUGGUUCAGAAGUACCAAAGCAUUAUCCACAAUCAUUAAAUGGUGGUGAACUGAGAUCCUCAGAUCAUAAUAUUGGUAAUAGACAGACAAGCAACAUGAGUUCUACCGAUUCGAUUCGAGACACAUUAUCUGUUGGUUUGCAUAACCCUUCAAAUGGUUAUCAAAAUCAAAUUACCCUACGAGAUGGUUUUAUUCAUUGCAUGAAAUGCGAUUUACCAAAUCCCAAAGAAGCAAAUUAUUGUUCUUAUUGUGGAUUAAACGUGCUUCCUCCUCCACGUUGUACUGGAUGGUUUCCGAUGAGCAAUGCAUCAAGUCAGCAUGAAUUUGAGACUGUCGGAAAUCAAUCAGAAAAAUCAGUUUCACAACACAAGUAUUCACAACCUGUAGUUGCAAAUGCUUCUACACAAACUUAUGGGUUAUUCUAUCCAAGUUCAGCAGACUUACGACGUCAAAAUCAAUCACCACAAAAUCGUUCACCAGGUGAUGUUCAACUGAGAGACAGAACACCUACACUUACUGCAAUAAGUCCUGGAAGAGGUUUUUGGAGAAAACAAUUAGACCAUAUAUUUGCACAUUUAAAAUUAUACACAAAUAAUAAUUCAGAAUUUCGUGCGUCAAUUGGUCAACCUAGAUUUGGCAAACUUUUGUCUGCAGACCUAUGUGAAGCGGCACCCAAUCUGGCAAAAAUUACUUUAAUCUAUUCACUACCGAAUAACAAAAACAAUACAACUAUGACACUAAAUAGAACUGUUUCAAAUAAGACUCCUUUGGAUUUAAAUUACUACGAUAAUCCUAAUGAUGAUGUGACUCCUCAACCCAAUAAAUUCGUUGAUCAAACUAAACACAACUCCUGUGACGUAACAGAUAGUAAAUACGGUUAUGAUUUAGAUCAGAAACCGAUUGACAGUAAAUCACAUAGCAAGCAGUUUACCAAUUUUUUUCCUACAACAGAUGAUCAUUAUGAGUCUUUCCGACCCAACCCGAAUCGACGAGGUAUACCUGAUAAUGAUAGUAACCGAUCAUCUUCUACAUCGCGUAAAAUGGAUGACCAUCACAAUAAAAGUAAAACUAAUUCAAUUGAAUGGGGAGAUGAUGAUAACCAUGAUGACGAUAAUGUAUCUAGACAAAUGACACAAUCUCCUAUUAAAUCUAUAAGCCCUUUAAAAGCAAAAUCAAAUGAUAAAUCACCGAUUAUGCAAUCUAAUCCUAAUGCACAAUAUGGUGAAGUUGGUGUUGCUCUACUAAGAAAUUCCAAAUUAUCAACUUCAGAUCUUAAUUUAUUCAGUACGUUAAGUCAACCGAAAAUCGAUAUUCAUGAAGUUAAACGACUUCUCAAUGAAGGUGCAAAUCCAAAUUGUAUUAAUGCUGCUAAAGAAACACCAUUAAUUUGUGCUGUACGUCAUGGUUUUGUUGAAGCUAUAUCUGUACUAAAAGAAAAUGGUGCACAGGUUAAUGCUACCGGAACAUCAUUAGGCAAUACAGCAUUACAUGAAGCAGUUCUACGUGGCAUCGAUGGAUUAGAAUUAACCAAAGAGUUAUUAAAGUGUGGUGCAAACAUGAAAAUAGAAAAUAAUCGUAAAGAAACACCAUACUCGUUAGCAUUACAUUCGAACUGUGAACCGUUAAUUCGACUAUUUGCUUUACAUUUAGGUCAAAAACAAUUGAAAGAAUUCGCUGAUGAUGAUACUACAGAUCGAAUUGGCUUAAAAUUGAACAGCUCUCUCAAUAUAGUAUAAUCAUAUCGUUAAAUGCGUACGCACACUGCACAAUUCCUCUUUAUGUCUCUGCAACCCAGUGUUUUAUUAUUAUUCAUUUCUCACAAGUAACCUAAUCCACAUAUCUUCAUUAAAAUAGGAAACAAGUAACUGUAACUAGUUUUUAAGUCCUAUGAACUUUCACUUCUCAUUCAGCUGGUUGUUAUUCUUAAAAGCAGAAAAAUCUCAUAUACCUCUUACGAACAUUCUAUGAAUACGCUUAGCGGAAGGAUAAAUUUACUCUACAUCUACCUCAUUACUUACUACAACAUUUCGUCGUUGUAAGUGACAAUGAUAUUCUGUUAUGAAUAAUAUACUUAGAGAAAAAGAUACUUUUUCUGAAUAAAUCGCUAUAUUGAAUA
This is a messenger RNA of Schistosoma turkestanicum, 3282 nucleotides long. NCBI's taxonomy places the organism in Eukaryota, Metazoa, Platyhelminthes, Trematoda, Strigeidida, Schistosomatidae. The record is from the annotation of a GenBank genome assembly.